CAGGCGCCCCGUGGGUGAUUCUUUAGAUGAAAAUUUUAUAGUCUUUAGAUUAAAUUUUACUCAAAAGUUCAGCCCAGAGUUAGGUGCAAGGUUUGAGUGUAGAUCCCUGGGACUGUCUGUCCCUCAGGCUUGAGCCAUUUUCCAUUGUGGAAUAGUGAGAAAACCACAAGACACUAACCAAGUGAAGGGGAGUCCCCAAUUGUAUGUAAAAUAAAAACCAUCAGUCACUAUGGACAGUGGCAGAGUGGAGGGUGGGUCACUAUAGUUCAGGAGAAGGGAAAUUCCAUGGUCCUGCUGUGCACACCUCUGGGAUGGCUGUUGGAAUCCUCCAGAAAAAAACUUUUUUUUUUCUUUUAGAAUCCUGGCAGGACAGUGCAGUGCCUCCAGUCCAGCCCCUUGUUUUAUGAGUAAAGAUACUAAGGGAGGCAAAAAAAAAAAAAAAAAAGAAUAAAAAAGAAAAACAACAACAAAAACCACAAGGGAGGUUCACCUGGAGAGGGGAAGAGACUGGAACAUAAAUGACUGCACCCCAGUCCAGGGCUCCUGGGUGACCAGGGAAGGAAUGAGGAAGGAGCAAGUGUUCUCAUCCUCAGGCUGGAGCUCAGAACCAUCCAAGGAAGGGAAAUAAGUUGGUACCAUCUCUGUGCCCACCGUUCUGUAAACAGAAUUCUCUUCCUUCUUGCCCUGGUACUAGAGUUUGUUCAACUUUCCUCCUGCCCCGUAGCACUCCCAUCCUGGUCCUCCUUCCUAUCGGAUCACUCCUUCCAACACAACCACCCCUUAUUCCCAGGCCCCAGCCUUCAUUUUACCUGCCAGAUCUCCCAUUUCCCAGGGCCCACACAUUUGUUCUUUACUACUCUUGGAGGGUUCCUCCCUGCCCCCAGAAAGAUUUCUGCUGGAGUUUUCACUUCUUAGUGCUCUCCUCCAGGAGAUUUUUUUGAAACUUGGGGGAGCAAAUAGGCUUCAGUUCCCACACCUCCCCCAAUACCUUUUCCCUGUGAGGCCCCAACCUCAGUCUUCAGUGCCACAUACUUACUAGCAGGUUCUAGGUAAAGAGCAUACUGCUAAAAAGCUGUCUAGGUGAAGAGCACCCUACCCUCUCAUCUGUCGUCCUUAUUCAUCCCCAUCAGAUUGUUUAAGCUUAGGGGCCCCAAGGCAGCAAUCAGGGAGAAGCCUGCCUCUCCUGGGCUCAGGGCUGGACACAGAUUAUUCUGCAGGGGACCAGCUGGUAAGAAUUCCCCUGGGACAAAGCGUUGGUCAGCAGUGAUCUCAGCUGUGUCUGUGACACUCCCAUUCCAACCAGGGCCUGACGUCAACAGGAAGUAAGGCUGAUGCAAUGGAACCAGGGAGUUUGACAGAAAAAUGUUAAUUCAGAGCCCCAGCUGCCCUGGUCCAUACUCCACCCUUCCGACAAGAAUCCAGCCCCUGGAGGAGCGGGGAAUGGGCUGAGUGGUAGAGCAAAAAAUCUUUGGGCUAAACCUCCAGAUAGGAGGGAGGAAGUGCAGAAUCCUACCUGCUUGGCACUUGUGGGACCGGCUCUACCAGGAGGCAGAAUUGGAGCCUGGCCUGAAGCUGCCUUUUGUACAGCUUGGGUCAAGAUCAAAUGGCAUGUCACAGUGGUUUCCUCCCUACGUGUGAGACAUACAGGGCUGGCCCCAAAUCCCUCACCAGAGGGUGCUAACAUUGUAGAGGUUGCCCUUACCCUCAUACCCAUAGCUGGCUGGGCUCCUGGUGUGCACCAGUGCCACACCUCUUACCCUGUGGUCAUGGCCCUCUGCCGGGGCAGACUGGCAAAGUGGUCCCCCUUCUCCAGGACACCCCUGACCCCACCUAACUAGGGUGCUGGAAUCAGGAUGUGCAGUUGAAAGGUGCUUUUACUGUCAAUAAGAAUCCCACAUCUUUUCCUGGCCCCUGGCCUUGUAUCUUCAGUUGUCUUGGUUUUAAGGUAUCUUUAGGGCUCCACCCAGUGCUGAGGAGGCCCCAUGUAGGCAGCAUAAAGAAGCCAGAUGACUCUGCCUUUGCUGUGCCCAUCCAUUGCAUGCAAAACCAGGAGCAAUGGUGGGUUCUUCUCAUCAGGACUCAAGCUUUGUAGGCAGUUCCCAAAGGCUGCCCCAGAGGCUGUUUUUCAAAUUGGCCCACCCAAACUCACCUCCCCGUCUGUGACAUGCAUUGCAGUGGGAUGGGUUCUUUUAGGACCCUAUGUCCAUGCUGGCCCAUCUUUCAGGACGAACCUGUGGAGUGGGAGACACCUGACCUUUCUCAGGCUGAGAUUGAACAGAAGAUCAAGGAGUACAAUAGCCAGAUCAACAGCAACCUCUUCAUGAGCCUGAACAAGGAUGGCUCCUACACAGGCUUCAUCAAGGUUCAACUGAAGCUGGUGCGCCCUGUCUCAGUGCCCUCCAGCAAGAAGCCACCCUCCUUGCAGGAUGCCAGGCGGGGCCCAGGGCGGGGCACUGCUGUGAGGCGCCGUACCUCCUUCUACCUGCCCAAGGAUGCUGUCAAGCACCUGCAUGUGUUGUCACGCACGCGGGCACGUGAGGUCAUUGAGGCCCUACUUCGCAAAUUCUUGGUGGUGGAUGACCCCCGCAAGUUUGCCCUCUUUGAGCGGGCUGAACGCCAUGGCCAAGUGUACCUCCGGAAGCUGUCAGAUGAUGAGCAGCCCCUGCGGCUGCGGCUCCUUGCAGGGCCUAGCGAGAAGGCCCUAAGCUUUGUCCUCAAGGAGAAUGACUCUGGGGAGGUGAAUUGGCAUGCCUUCAGCCUGCCUGAGCUACACAACUUCCUGCGCAUCCUGCAGCGGGAGGAAGAGGAACACCUCCGCCAGAUCCUGCAAAAGUACUCCUAUUGCCGUCAGAAGAUCCAGGAGGCCCUGCACGCCUGCCCCCUGGGGUGACCUCUUGUACCCCCGGGGGAAAGGAGGAGAGUAGGCAGCGCCGAGGGCGUGCCGUGUGAGUGUGACAGGGCCCAUGUGGCCUGAAGAAUGAGUGUGCAUGGAGGUCGUCUCUUACUGGGGGAAUGAGCCCAGAGACAGCAAAGGAGCUGGCCCCCUGUGUCCACCCGUAGGUGUAGCAGAGCAUGGCUCUGCACCCUUCUGCCCUUCGUGUAGUGGGUCAUGGUGGGCCAGGGUUGCCCCAGGAAGCUGCUCCAGGCUUGCAGCAGGGAUAGAGCAGAAUUAAGUCUCCUUAAUUCGUGUCUCAGAUACCAGAAUCUUGGGAGACCCCACAAACAGAAUAGGGUCAUGUUUGCAGGGAUAAGGGCCCUCCUCUAUGGGGAAAGGUCAUAUGUUUUGGGUCUCGGAUGGGGUGUCAGGACAGUCGGAGCCAAGGGCGGGUGUUCAAGAUAAGGCAGGCGUGGGGGAAGAGUCUAGGUUUCCCUCUACAGUGGCUUCUGACUCCUCACACACACUGGGGUCAGGGAAUGUUGGCUCAUGUUGCAGCAACAGUGCCUCAGUGCCUCCUCCAAGGAGGAUGUCCCUAGGCCAGGGUCUGUGUGAGUGUGGGCACUGGUCAGGUCUGUGCCUUCUUUGCCAAUCAAAGCGAGGGUCUUUCCCUCAGUUAUUUUUGAUGAUGUGUGCGAAUGUAUGAUAUAUUUCGUGGCCUCAGCUGCAUGCCUCCUGUGGGGAAGGGGGUGGGGGUGACAGUCAUCAUCAGGGCCUGGGGCCUGAGAGAAUUGGCUGAAUAAAGAUUUAAGAAUUCUG
Molecule: messenger RNA, 3694 nt
Organism: Leptonychotes weddellii (Weddell seal)
Lineage: Eukaryota; Metazoa; Chordata; Mammalia; Carnivora; Phocidae
Source: RefSeq, a predicted model, not a curated record